UCUUCUUGGACUCAAGAAUGAACUGACUAGAAUUUGGUGGUCAAAGGUCAAGGUCACUGUGACCUUGUGUCCUUCUCAUUUUUGUGAAAGUGAUAUCCUGCUAACAAGUUACGACAUUGAGUAAUGGCCAGAAAAGUGCUUUUGCAGAACAUUAUAUCACAGUGAAACCUACCAUUGACCUUUCGGAUAUGAAAUGUCAUCACUUUAUCAUUAUAUCCUAGUAGACAUUUGUGUAAAAUUUUGGCAUAAUGAGCAUAUGAAUUUGUAAGUUAUGGCAAGAAUCAUGUUUUGUGAGGUGACAGUGACCUUUGACCAUCAAAUUCCAUUCAGUUCAUUCUUAAGUCCAAAUGGACGUAUGUGCCAAAUUUGAGGAAACUCCCUCAAAACCUUCUUAAGAUAUUGCAUUCACAAUAAUGAGACAGAUGCAAGACAACAUGAUGUCAGACAUAGCUGGCCUCAAGCCACACGACCAUAAUAUGCAACCCAUCUAUAAGUGCCCCAUUGGCUGAUAUGUGGGUAGCUGUACAGUAUAUGAUUGUUUGUCUUUUAUAUUUCCAGAUUGCUUGUCAGGCCACAAGCUGACACAUGGUGUUCUGCAUACUCCCAAGUGUUGCUGGAGUUUUACCUCUUCAGAAUUUUCCCUUCAUCCAUGCAUGUUGGAAGUAGAGGAAGUGGUCACAGUGCUAUGCAGCAGCCGUAAAGGACGACUACCAUGAAAGCCAGAGCUUAUGGUGCCAUCUUCCUGUUUCUGGCUAUGACUGUCCUUAUCUAUGUGCUAUACAACAUGGAAAUUCUGGAGAUUCCACAAGGAGGUGGUUGGGGACAACUCAGACAUACAAUGUGCGGGACCUUGACACCAGAUCCUUCGGCUCGCAUCCAGACUCCUGUCUUCCAUUCAGGCAACAAAAGCUCUUUGGUUAAGCAGUUUCACCAAAAAGUGAACACCACUGUCAUCAUCCCGAGAGUUUCCACUGACCUCAACAAGAGUCACGGCUUCUGCACCUUCCAGCCACUCUCCACUGAGGAUGCUGUGGAGGAACGCCUCCUACUAGACUCCAUUGCUUGGCCUGAAACUCCACCUUUGCCAGCUCCUGUUUCCCUGGAGAAUACCAGUGAUCCAGCUCACAGCACCUUCACCAUUCUCCCAAGGAAGGGAGGAGGACAGUGGCAAGUAGGGGAUCAGCUGGAGGUUAUGAUAAAAAUUUCUGACCUCCAGGGUUUUCCCAAGAAGUCUGGGGGGGACUUCUUACUCGCCCGGCUGCACAGCCUGAAGCUUGGUGCAGGUGUAGCUGGGCAAGUGGUGGAUCAUCUCAAUGGGAGCUACUCUGCUGUAUUCUCUUUACUCUGGGAAGGAGACGCGCAGGUUGAGGUAACGCUGGUUCACUCUAGUGAGGCUAUCACAGUGCUGCGCAGGCUGACCAGAGAACAUCCUGACAGGAUUAACUUCAAGAGCCUCUUCCGCUCAGGCUCACUCUCUGAAAGUAGCAUCUGUAAUGUCUGCCUACGUCCAACCCAGCAGCCACUGUGCAACUACACUGACCUCCGUACAGGCGAGCCUUGGUUCUGCUACAAGCCAAAGCAGUUGAGCUGCAAUGCCAGGAUCGACCAUGCCAUGGGAGAACACAAACAACACUUGAAGGAAAAAGAGGAGAAGCUCUUUCAAAGUGGUGUCAACACGAAAGUCUUCAUUCGGGCCUCAGGGCCUGCCAGUGUCACUGUGUUGCCAAAAAAGGAAGGUCAGCCAGAGGUGAAGAGCAGCAAUGUGACAUCUGGACCCUCCGGCUAUUACUAUCAAGAUGAAUGGCGAGCACUAGGAAGCACCACAGUUCACCAAUUCAACACCUCUGCCAUCAGUCAGUGUCUGAAAGGCAAAGUGGUCCACAUGUUUGGAGACUCCACUGUCAGGCAGUUUUUUGAAUACCUCACCAAAACUCUACCAGAUCUUAAGGACUUUGACCUGCACAGCCCACAGAAAGCGGGACCUUACAUGGCCUUGGACUAUGCAAACAACAUCAUCGUAAAAUACCGCUUCCACGGUCCUCCUAUCCGUAUUGUCACUGUCCCCAACAGGGAGCUUCGUUACAUUGCCAAUGAACUAGAUGACAUAACUGGAGGCACCAAUACUGUUGUAGUUUUUGGCAUCUGGGCUCACUUUGGCACUUUCCCCAUGGAGGUGUACAUCCGGCGGCUGCAGAAUAUCCGCAGGGCGGUGGUGCGACUGCUGGACAGGGCUCCAGGCACAGUGGUCAUCAUCCGGACAGCAAAUCCCAAAGAUUUGCCACUUCUUGUGUCACUAUCAAACAGCGACUGGCACUCGCUGCAGUGUAACAAGGUGCUCAGACUCAUGUUCAAAGGACUGAAUGUUCAUCUGAUUGACGCCUGGGAGAUGGUCUUGGCCCACCACCUGCCACAUGACCUCCACCCGCCACCUCAUGUUAUUAAGAAUAUGAUUAAUGUUAUCUUGUCCUAUAUAUGCCCUCAGAAGGGCGGUUAGUUGUGUAUUUGUUGUGGUAGAAGAGUGGGGAUUAAAGCUUAUACUGAGUUGCCAUGUUACCUCAUGUGUUUCUACCUAGUGCUACAUUUUUAAAUUCUGCAUAGGGACAGACUAGACUAAGUACAAUCUUUCAAACCGAUUUUUAAUCAGGGAAAGCUGAAUGAGUACAAAAGAAACAGAAAUGGAUGGAAAGCAACUCAAAGUCAUGGUAGGGUGGGUAUUAUAAAUGACCACUGCUGAAUGAUCACACGUGACACAUACCACGCCAUGUCCCUUGUCUUGGGAUUGUGAGCAGCGUUCCAGGAGAUGCAGAAAAUCAUAACCGUAGUCUAAUCAGAUUAACAAAAGGUAAUAUUGCCAUGAAACUUUAAUACAGAAGCCCUGUCCAUAAGAGGAUUGUAUAUGAAAAAUACUACGGGGUUCUAUUUACAACAACCUUGGAUUUGAAGCAGCCACUAACUGUGCUCUGCUGGUUUGACUCAAAGAUUUGAUGUAGUUACUGUUGUUCACCAUAGUUUUCUUUUGCUUACACAGGAAAUUAAAUUCCAGAUCGAACGUAUCUCAUUUCAUCUUUACACAAUCAAUUUCUGGCCUAACUUCAAAAAGAAACUGUUAACACUUUAAACUCGAGUUAAUUAAAUGGAACUUAAACCCUUUA
This is a messenger RNA of Epinephelus lanceolatus (giant grouper), 3152 nucleotides long. The record is from RefSeq and is a predicted model, not a curated record. NCBI's taxonomy places the organism in Eukaryota, Metazoa, Chordata, Actinopteri, Perciformes, Serranidae.